Tripterygium wilfordii is the source of this 3033-nucleotide messenger RNA. RefSeq lists its product as uncharacterized. Lineage: Eukaryota; Viridiplantae; Streptophyta; Magnoliopsida; Celastrales; Celastraceae. The coding region runs from base 251 to 2680 and encodes 809 amino acids. The transcript is spliced from 7 exons. The record is from RefSeq and is a predicted model, not a curated record. Gene Ontology annotation, molecular function: chromatin binding.
CGUCUCUCUAAAAAUCGCUCUGCGCCCGCACCUCGUCUUCUCUCCCAUCGCACACACACUUACCCCCAACAAUAAUCUUUCAAUCUUACCCGCCAAAACAACCUCUUCUAAUUUAACGUUUUAAUUUUUCAAAUUCUCCAAAACACCUUCUCCUUCCCCCUCCUCCCUCCAUCUCUCUCUAGGGUUCCUCUCUGUUGACUCUCAACAUUGUCUGUCUCCUAAACGACGCCGUCUGUAUGCGCUUCCUGUGAUGGAUCCACCGGUUGAGGUUGAAGUGGAAGUUGAAGCUUUUGCCCCGACGAACAACUAUUCGGAUGGUGGGGAGGAAGUUAUGGGGCGGAAGAGGGGGGUGGAGAACGGAGAGGAUGGGAAUUUGGGGAAGAGGAAUAGAUUUGGUGGUGGAGAUGAGAUGCGGAGGGUUGCGGAGAUUGUGAUGGUGUUGUCUGCGAUGGGGACAAUGAGAGGUGGGAGGAAACCGACGGAUGUGGAGAUGGAGUUGAUGGCAGAGGCGAGGGAGAAGCUGGUGCAGAUGUGUGAGGAGGUGGCGCCGAGGGAUAUUGUGGCUAUGGAUGCAAUUGGAGCUGUUUUUGAGGAUUUGGGGCUUAAUGCCAAGCUCAAAGAUCAGAGGCUAGGGUUUCGUGGCACCAAGCUGUCCAUUGCUGAGAAAUUUGCACUUUCUAAGAAGAAGAUGGAAGAAUCCAAGAAAUUCACUCCACCGUCUGCAUCAUAUGCGCCUCAUGCACCACAAGCAAGCUUUGGUUCACUUACUGAAAACCGUGGGACACCAUCCACGGUUCGCAUGUUUGCAUCAGAUAAAUCAAGUCCUGCACCAAUAUCUUCUGGAGGGUUCCCAGCUCCACAGCUUGGUCAUGUUUCUGCAAAUAUUUCUACAUCUCAACCGUAUCAGUUGCACACAGGUGAAAUGAGAGCAUCUGUGGUUUCCACUGGACAGCCAGGCAGCCAUUUGGUGCCUAAAGUUGAAAGACCACAGUUUAAAAUGGAUGGAGGGUCAAAUGGGCCUGCUUACGCAUCUCAAAUGCAAGCAAAUUCAACUGCCAAUCGACCACUGGUGAAUGCUUCAACUUGGUCUAUACAAACCUCUUCCGCCCGACCUAAUAACUUUGGAGCAGAAAACAAGGAUUUGAAUCCUAAUGCUGUUAAGGUUGAGGGAACUGCUGAUUCAAGGGUGGCUCCUCAAGCAGCAAGUAAUCAUGCCUUUAGACCAUUUACCACUCAAACUGCAGGAAAUUUUCAGAGCAUGCAUCCAAUCCAAGGCAUGAACAUUGUUCAAGCUCCUCCUUUUGGCAAUAAUCAUGGAGAAAUUGCUAAAAUCAUUCAGAAUUUAUUACAACCACAGCUUCCUGAGCAUCUCGUGUGGACUCCUCCUUCAAGGGAAUACAUGAAUAAGGCUUUGACUUGCCAAAUGUGCAAACAAACCAUUAAUGAUGUUGAUAGUGUACUUCUCUGUGAUGCUUGCGAGAGAGGUUUUCACUUAAAAUGCCUUCAAGCUAAUAAUCAGAAAGGAAUGUCCAGAGCUGAGUGGCAUUGCACGAAGUGCCUGAUGUUAAGCAAUGGGAAGCCGUUGCCUCCUAAGUAUGGUCGUGUCAUGAGAAGCGUAGGCACACUGCAAGUGCCGUCCAAUGCUUCUGGAACUCAAUCAUCUUCAGAAAAGAAAGUGGAAGCCUUAGACCUGAAGGUUAGUCAGCAGAAGAUAAUGGUGAAUGGAAGCUCUGUUGUGCAGAGUCCUGGAUCUGGUACAGUGGGCAGCAAUGAUGUCGACUCAACACCCGAUUCAAAAAUUCAAGUCCCAAUGGAAAUACCAGUGACUAAUAUCUCAUCAACUGUAAUAGAUGUUGAGCAGAGAACAAUUUCUGAAACUUGCCCAAAUAAUUCAAUGAAAUCUUUGGAGGCUAAUCCUGCUUCUCUUGUGGGAGCAUCAAGUGAAAGAUCUGAUUCAUCAGCACGUGAAGAGAGUUCGGUUUCUGAAACAAAAGUUCUACCUUCUCCUAUUACAUCUGGCAUAGUUAAUAGCAACUCUGAUAACCUCCCACCUUCACACAACCUACAAGUUGUUGGCCAAACAGGUGUGCCGGGCAAUGAAGGUCUUUUGAAGACCAAUCCGGACAACAAACCUACAGAUGAAGAUUUGAAUGACAUAAGAGGGCAUAGUGAAUAUACCACAAUGCCUGGAAGGCCUUCUGAUGGCUUACACAAUGUGGAAUGGAUUGGUAGCAUACUUCAAGUUAUGGAAGGGAAAACCUAUUACCAGUCCUGUUGUAUUGAUGGAAUGACAUAUAAAGUGCAAGAUCAUGCGCUUUUUUCUUCUAACCAUGAAAAAUUGAUACCUUCUAAGCUUCAGGCCAUGUGGGAAGAUUCUAAAACUGGUUCAAAGUGGGUUACUGUAAACAGGUGCUAUCUUCCUAAUGACUUACCUGAGUCUGUUGGUCGUCCAUGUCCCCCUGAAAGCAAUGAGGUCUAUGCUUCUAACCAUGAUAGCAGUGUGAUGGCUGGUUUGAUUCAAGGCCCAUGUGAAGUUCUUCUUCCAGCCAAGUUUAAGGAAGAGAGUGAAAGAUGGAAUCAGUUGGGAAUUGAGACAAAUAGUGGAUCUCCUCCGCCAGUUUUUCUGUGCAAAUGGUUUUAUGAUGAAUUCAAAGGGAAUUUCAAUCCUGUUUCCAGUUAAGAGGCAAUGUACAUGAGAGGCCAUCUCAAUAUUUUGCAACUCUGCGGUGAUUCUUUCGUCAGGAAAUGGCCGGCCCUGCUGAGAAUUGGUUAUUAGUUUCAAUACUCAGAUCCUGUAAAGUAUGUACUAUACUACUACUACUACUAUGUAGUUGUAGCCCCAGUUUAGAUUUGGCAGAAGAUUAGCAACUAGAAUUAGAAUUAGAAUUUUUUCACCUUUUUUGGUUAUCCAAAGAUCCAUUAUUGCCUUGUAAAACACAAUACUUAUGCUCAGUUGUCUAAGACACCUUGAAUUAUUUCUUUUGGAUACAAGACCAACUCCUUCAAUUUGCAAAUCCUUGAAAAUCUUCUAUA